Messenger RNA from Capronia coronata CBS 617.96, 1035 nucleotides. RefSeq lists its product as uncharacterized. The record is from RefSeq and is a predicted model, not a curated record. The transcript has 4 exons. Lineage: Eukaryota; Fungi; Ascomycota; Eurotiomycetes; Chaetothyriales; Herpotrichiellaceae. Gene Ontology annotation, molecular function: dioxygenase activity. The coding region runs from base 1 to 1035 and encodes 344 amino acids.
AUGACCAUCGCUUCUGCACCCCCGAUCCUAGACUUCAGCGCUUUCUAUGGAGACGAUGAAGCGGCCAAAGAAAAACUGAUCAACGAGGUCCGAGAGUGUUGUUUGCACAACGGCUUCUUCCAGAUCACCGGCCAUCAAGUGCCGGAAGAGUUGCAGCAAGCAGUCUUGAAUAACAUCAAGCGGUUCUUCGCUCUUCCGCAAGAAGAGAAAGACAAGAUUCUCAAAGAUAAAAACACCUGGAACCGAGGCUACGAGAAGAUCGGAUCUCAGAUUCUCGAGGUCGGCACAGCCCCCGAUCUCAAAGAAGGUCUGUACAUCGGCGAGGACAUCUCGAAAGACCACCCGUACUUCGUGCACAAGAAGCUCAACAGCGGACCCAAUGUGUGGCUCGAAACCAUGCCCGGCAUCGACGAGUUCAAGGCCGUGACCAUGGCCUACUAUCAAGCCAUGCACGCGCUGGCCCGCGACGUGCUGGCCGUUAUCGCGCAGACCUUGGAUCUCGAUCCAUCCUAUUUCAAAGACUUCACCACCGACGCCGUGGCCACAUUGCGAUGUCUCCACUACCCACCCCAGCCCGCCGACUCGGACGAGAAGAUCUCGCGAGGCAUCGGGGCGCACACGGAUUUUGGUGCCAUCACGCUGCUGAUGCAGGAUGAGGUGGAUGGUCUGCAGGUUUACGAGAAGACCACCAACGAGUGGCUGGAUGUCGCACCAACUCGAGGAGCCUACGUUGUCAACCUGGGGAAUGCCUUCAUGCGUUGGUCCAACGACAGGUACAUCAGCAACCUGCACCGAGUCAUCAACAAGUCAGGAAAAGAACGAUAUUCGAUCCCCUUCUUCUUCAGCGGCAACCCGGACUACAUCAUUGAAUGUCUACCCAACUGCCGCGAGCAGGGCCAGCCGGCCAAAUACCCGCCGAUCACUGUGGAGGAAGCCGUCAAGUCAAGCUACCAGCAGAGUUACGCGGCAGCAGAAGUGUUCAAGAAAACCACCGCGGCCCCUGUGGCUGUCUCCUCAACUGCGAUAGUGGCUUAG